Molecule: messenger RNA, 1025 nt
Organism: Dacryopinax primogenitus
Lineage: Eukaryota; Fungi; Basidiomycota; Dacrymycetes; Dacrymycetales; Dacrymycetaceae
Product: mitochondrial carrier
Exons: 8
Coding region: 45-959 (304 amino acids)
Biological process (GO): mitochondrial transport; carnitine transmembrane transport
Cellular component (GO): mitochondrial envelope
Molecular function (GO): O-acyl-L-carnitine transmembrane transporter activity
Source: RefSeq, a predicted model, not a curated record
AGAAUACCCAUACCUUUCGCACCCUCUCAUCCCCAUCUACCACCAUGUCCGACAAAGCAGGUGAGAGCACACCAAGGGUGAAGAACGAGCUCCUCGACAACAUCAAGAGUUUCGUCGCUGGUGGAUUUGGAGGAGUCGCCGCCGUCCUAGUCGGUCACCCAUUCGACUUGGUCAAAGUGCGGCUACAGUCCGCGGCACCCGGCACAUACACGGGCGCAGUCGAUGUAGUCCGGAAGGCCAUCGCCAAGGAUGGUAUGACUGGACUCUAUCGCGGCAUGGGUCCUCCCUUACUUGGAGUCACCCCUAUCUUUGCCAUCUCUUUCUGGUCAUAUGAUGUAGGUAAAAAGAUCGUCUAUGCUGCCACGCCCAAUCGGAAAGAUCGGACUCUGACGACGGCCGAGCUUGCCUUCGCUGGGUUCUUCUCUGCUAUCCCGACUACGCUGGUCAUGGCGCCAAUGGAGCGGAUAAAGGUUGUGCUCCAGGUUCAAGGUCAGGGAGCCGGAACGCAUUACACCGGCCCUGUCGAUGUUGUCAGACACCUCUAUAGGGAGGGCGGCAUGAGGAGUCUGUUCCGCGGGACCUGGGCAACCCUCGCGCGCGAUGGGCCAGGAAGCGCUGCUUAUUUCGUUGCCUACGAGCUCGUGAAGAAGGCAAUGACACCCGCUGGCUCCGACCCAUCUCAGUUACAUCUGGGCUCUAUCGUCUUCGCUGGAGGCAUGGCCGGUGUUGCGAUGUGGACCAUCGCCAUUCCACCCGAUACCAUUAAAUCGCGUCUGCAGUCAGCGCCUCAUGGAACAUAUACGGGCAUUGUGGACUGCACACGUAAGCUUAUCGCACAGGAUGGUGUGGCCGCUUUGUGGAAGGGUCUCGGGCCUGCGAUGGCUAGGGCUUUCCCCGCCAAUGCUGCGACAUUUGUUGGCGUCGAGGUGUCCAGGAAUCUGAUGGACAGGUUUUUCUAAUUCUGAGCGAGAUAUGACGGUCUUUUGUCGGUCAUGUUGUAGGGUAGUGAAUAGACCUCAGAUGUG